AUGUGGAAAAAAAUAAGUCCAGAUCAAAUAUUAAAUAUAAAUGCUGCGAAAAUAGGUGACACUGUUAGUUUCGGUACCCAAUGCAGACAGAGUGUACAAACUGAUCAAAAAAUGUUUUUAUUUGUUGUAAUUUCUAUUAAAAACGAGGAAUACUAUAUAUCAGAAAAUAUAAACGGGACAUCACCACAGAUAUACUCAAACAACCAAUUAACUGUAAGUAGUUUGGAAGCUAUGUUAAAAACCGAAAAUGUCAUUAACAAUUUAAUAAAAUCUUUGAGGAGAGAAAUAGCUAAUGUGAAAUCUUUCAAUGGGGGUCAGAGGUAUAAAAAAUGCUCAAGUAAAACAAAAUGUGAUACAAGUACUUACAUGUAA
Macrosiphum euphorbiae (potato aphid) is the source of this 372-nucleotide messenger RNA. Lineage: Eukaryota; Metazoa; Arthropoda; Insecta; Hemiptera; Aphididae. The record is from the annotation of a GenBank genome assembly.